CCUGUCCAAAAAUCCCAGCACAAGAGACAUCUGUCCUGAAAGAUGAAGAUCGAGAACAGCCUUCCACGCACCCAGCUCCCUGAGGCACCACCUCAGACGGAACUCCAGUUCACCGUGGCGACAGAGGAUGAUUUUGACGAUAUCAUGGCCAUGAGUCAGGAUAUCUAUGGUGGGUUGGACUACCUGCCCACCCGCUACCAAUCCUGGCUGGCUGACACUAACCGCACUGUCAUUCUGGCACGCAAGCAGGGCAAAGUGAUCGCUCUGGAGUCAGUGUUUGUUAUUGAUGAUGGGGAUACGAUGCUAGUGGAAGGUCUCCGAGUGGCCCCUCAGGAGCGAGGGAAGGGUGUGGCAGGGGUGCUGCUUCGAUUCUGCUCCCAGAUGGUGAAGUCCAAGUACCCUGAUAUCAAAGUCAGCCGUCUGACCCGUGAUGACCAACUGGGCCCAAAAGAAUUUCAGAAGUACCGUUUAAUCACCAAACAGGGAAUCCUUCUGGUUCGCUUUCGAGCUGAAGACCUCAAGUUGCGCUUGGCUGAAAUGGGCCCCGGCGUGGGCAUCGCAGCAGAUGGCCUCACCCCUCCCCAUGCCCCGGUUCGUCUGGACCCAUCCGAGGUAUGCCAGCUCUUCCUGAGCUCAAGCCUGAUGCGUAACGUCCUUCCCAAUGCGACCAUUGUCCAGGAUUGGCAGCCUUUCAAACCAUUGCCAAGCAACAUGGCCAUCCUGCUGAAGAAAGACAUCGAUUGGAUGGUGGAUGAUGCCAACAGUCCCUCUGUUGCCAGCCUCUGCACCUUCCCCUUCCGGGUGCCCGGACUGACGGCCGACGAAUGGUACUACCUUAACAUCGACAUGUUUGGGAAGGAUCUGUCACUGGUUGUGCAGCAAUUCGUGAGCCACCUGAGGCGACACACAAGCACCCUGAAAGGCCAGGUCAUGUGCCAGGUGUUCCUGGAUCCCCCACUGUGGAAGCCAGUGUGUGAUUUCUGUCGUGACACGCUUGGUGUUGAGCUGGUGAAAGAGUACACAGAGCAGUGCGUGGUUGAGUCUGAUAUUAUAUAAACAUAGCAGUAUCAGCACCGAUAGACACCCCUUAUCCCGUGAACCUUAAAGAAACCCCUGCUAACAUUGAUGACUCCCUUAUACCUGAGGCCAAACUGAAGUGUAACCUUUUAAAAAACAACAGCCACAACAGCAAUAUAUAACAAGAACGCGGCCAUGAGAAACUUGAACAUUGUUUGGGAACUUAAUAGUGUUCUUGUCAAUCUAGCUUGAAAUGCAACAAAGCUCUUGGGAAAGCUAAUGUAGGGUACUUAAUUUACCUAACCCGUUGUGUACAUACCUAU
Molecule: messenger RNA, 1340 nt
Organism: Sardina pilchardus (European sardine)
Lineage: Eukaryota; Metazoa; Chordata; Actinopteri; Clupeiformes; Clupeidae
Gene: nat16
Product: N-acetyltransferase 16
Exons: 4
Coding region: 43-1056 (337 amino acids)
Molecular function (GO): acyltransferase activity, transferring groups other than amino-acyl groups
Source: RefSeq, a predicted model, not a curated record